Molecule: messenger RNA, 855 nt
Organism: Callithrix jacchus (white-tufted-ear marmoset)
Lineage: Eukaryota; Metazoa; Chordata; Mammalia; Primates; Cebidae
Gene: USE1
Product: unconventional SNARE in the ER 1
Biological process (GO): retrograde vesicle-mediated transport, Golgi to endoplasmic reticulum
Cellular component (GO): endoplasmic reticulum; SNARE complex
Molecular function (GO): SNAP receptor activity
Source: RefSeq, a predicted model, not a curated record
AUUUCCGCCCUCCGUUAACAUGGAGCCGGCGGAAGGGGCGGGACACGGCCUGGCAAUAAUGGCGGCAUCAAGGCUGGAGCUGAACCUGGUGCGGCUACUAUCCCGCUGCGAGGCGAUGGCAGCGGAGAAACGAGACCCGGACGAGUGGCGCCUGGAGAAGUACGUGGGAGCCCUGGAGGACAUGCUGCAGGCUCUGAAGGUCCACGCGAGCAAACCGGCCUCUGAAGUGAUCAAUGAAUAUUCCUGGAAGGUGGAUUUUCUGAAGGGGAUGCUGCAGGCCGAGAAGCUGACCACCUCCUCAGAGAAAGCACUGGCCAACCAAUUCCUGGCCCCUGGCCGUGUGCCAACCACAGCCAGAGAGCGAGUGCCCGCCACGAAGACAGUGCAUCUGCAGUCACGGGCACGGUACACCAGCGAGAUGCGGAGUGAGCUACUAGGCACGGACUCUGCAGAGCCUGAGAUGGACCUGAGGAAGAGAACUGGCGUGGCAGGGUCCCAGCCAGUGAGUGAGAAGCAGUCGGCAGCUGAGCUAGACCUCGUCCUGCAGCGACAUCAGAACCUCCAGGAAAAGCUGGCAGAAGAGAUGCUAGGACUGGCCCGGAGCCUCAAGACCAAUACGCUGGCUGCCCAGAGUGUCAUCAAGAAGGACAACCAGACCCUAUCACACUCACUGAAAAUGGCAGACCAGAACCUGGAGAAGCUGAAGACGGAGUCAGAGCGGCUGGAGCAGCACACGCAGAAGUCAGUCAACUGGCUGCUGUGGGCCAUGCUCAUUAUCGUCUGCUUCAUCUUCAUUAGCAUGAUCCUCUUCAUUCGAAUCAUGCCCAAACUCAAAUAAAGACCCCACCCACCUUG